Messenger RNA from Psylliodes chrysocephalus, 1440 nucleotides. NCBI's taxonomy places the organism in Eukaryota, Metazoa, Arthropoda, Insecta, Coleoptera, Chrysomelidae. The record is from the annotation of a GenBank genome assembly.
CUUAAUUUUAUUUAGAAUUUGAUUUUUUUACCUUAUCAUAAAAGUAAUUUGGAAGCAAAAAUAUGUUUGAUAUGUACAUAUACCUACAUUAAAACAGGGUUUAAACUAAUUGUAUUAUAAAUUAUAAUGGAUUUUUCGGUUUGACUUCUAAAAUAAUUUACCUAAAAUUUACAAGUUUAUAUUAAACCCACUUAGCCAUAGAAACAUAAUUAAAAUUUUAUUGUGAUAGUUUAUUAGCCGGCCGUUGACUAAAUUGAAAUUAUGUUAAAAGUCAAUAUUAUCGGUAAUUUAUUUUUAUUAUUUUUUCUAUUUAAUUGUGCAAAAUGUGAAAGCAGUAAAUUGUUAUCAGUUGCAACGUUAUACCGUCAUGGAUCCAGAGGACCGAUGAAGUUUUACAAAAAUGAUCCGUAUCAAAAAGUAGCUGACGAAAUUUGGCCAAAUGGUUUAUCGGAACUGACAAUUAUCGGCAAAAAUCAGCAAUUUGAACUUGGCAAAUGGUACCGAGAACGUUACAAAAGUUUCAUCCCAGAUAAAUAUGAUCGAAAUUUUAUAAGAGUAUUGUCAUCUGAUAGUGACAGGUGUCUAAUGUCUGCUGCUUCCAAUCUUGCCGGGAUGUUCCCACCGAAAGGCAAUCAAAUAUGGAAUAAAGAUAUACCUUGGCAGCCAAUUCCUAUUCAUACAACCCCGAUGAACCAAGACGCUCUUAUUUAUUUGGGAAAACCUUGUCCAAAGCACGACAAAAUUGUGCAAGAAUUAAAAAAUCAGGAAGAAUAUAAACAAUUCGUGCAAUAUCUCCAGCCUACUAUUAAUUAUAUAGAAAAGCAUAUUAAAGAAAAGUGUAAUACCAUAGAAGAACUAAUAUUUAUUCAUGAUGCUUUAUUUGUAGAAUCUUUUUACGGUUUAGAGCUGCCUAGAUGGACAGAGACAUUUUAUCCUAAUUAUACCAUGCCACUACUUGCUCUUUUUUUUAAAUUACCGGCAUAUACACCUCAACUAGCAAGAUUAAAUGCAGGCCCACUAAUUGACUACAUUACGACAUUUUUUGAAGAAGUAUUGGAAAAACCAAAUAACUCUCAAAAGUUUCUGAUGUUAUCAGGACACGACAACACCAUAGCCAAUCUUUUAACAUCCUUGGGAUUAUACGAUAACACUUGGCCAGAAUAUGCUUCUUCUUUAAACAUUGAAUUUAAAUCAAGAGAAAAUCAGCCUUUUAUAAAUAUGUAUUUUAAAAAUAGUACAGGCAUUCAUAAGUUAACUUUAAAUAAUUGUUCAUUCAACUGCAGUUUUGGUAGAUUUAAGAAACUAACCGAACAUUUGAGAAUAAAUCCCGAUCUUUGGGAUAAAGAAUGUACUAAUGUAUAGUGUUUGUGUAAUGUUUUUAUUAAUAAUGAAAUUUUAAGUAUUUUACAAAUGAAUAUAAAUAUAAUAUUUGGGAUUAGA